Exophiala spinifera is the source of this 1113-nucleotide messenger RNA. RefSeq lists its product as uncharacterized. The record is from RefSeq and is a predicted model, not a curated record. Bases 1 to 1113 code for a protein of 370 amino acids. Gene Ontology annotation, molecular function: transcription coregulator activity. Gene Ontology annotation, biological process: regulation of transcription by RNA polymerase II. The transcript has a single exon. Gene Ontology annotation, cellular component: mediator complex. NCBI's taxonomy places the organism in Eukaryota, Fungi, Ascomycota, Eurotiomycetes, Chaetothyriales, Herpotrichiellaceae.
AUGGCAUCACAUCGACGUGGGCUGUCACAGGCUAGUGAGACCGUUGCAGGCUCAACAACAACCAACCGAAAUACCGCCGCUACGCCCACACGUAACCAAGGGCGAGCUCGGGCUCCAUCAACCAUGGGACGACACCCACCUAAUUCCGUCCUCCUUUAUGAUCCUUCUCAACAAGAAAAAACAACCUCGACCACACUGUAUCUCUCCCCAGACAAACUCAGACGAUUCCCGCCAGGUUCCUGCGGCCCUUUCACCUCUCUAAAAUUGCCACCAAAACCAGUUGAAGUGAAUGCACAAAAUCCCGGCAGUCCUUCGGCGGCAACAUCGACACCUUCUCUGGUUGCUGAUUCACCGUCCUCUGCCAGUCCUUCAACAACUACAACCCCGGUUGCGAACGAGCAAGCGUCGAGCGCUGACUUUGAAGCUAGAAGUCUGGGUAAACAUUCAUCACAUCCGGGACUAGUUUUUGGUGUUCGCAGACAUUCUAAUCGCGACGAAGCACUAGCCCAAACCGUUCAGCGAAAGUUUCUGGACCUCUUAGCGAUCCCUUCGGCUGGCAAUAUCCCUCAACAAGACAGUAGUCCUGUGCAUUACGAAACAUUUCCGCAAGCCGACGACAUGGCGCCUGUGAAAGACCCUUCAAACGUUCAUUCGACGAUUAAGGACAUUAUUCAACAUCUGUACGAGAUCCAGAUGCAGACACAUGGUUACGUCCCCGAGACACAGGACUUGCUGGUUGACAAAAUGACCGAUCUGGCCGAAUCUCUCGCUCAGUUGCAGACUCUGACAUCUCCGAGAGAGUCGCCCCACAAUCCCAUUCAUACCGUGCAGAUUGCGCCGGAGAUUGUGGAUUAUGUGGACGAUGGUCGAAACCCUGAUAUCUUCACCCGAGACUUUGUCGAGAAUGUACAACGUGGCAACGCUGUUAUCAACGGCAAGCAGCAAGCUUUUCGAGAGUUUAGUGAAAUCUAUGCAAAAGCUCUGAAGGAAGGCAUUCCAGGUAUCAGCCGACAGGUUGAUGCAGUAAUGGAGAGCGUCGGGUUCUCAUCAGAAGAUCAUGAGCCCACCAAGGAGUCAAACCUGGAGAACACCAAAUCAGAGUCUGCUCAGUGA